Messenger RNA from Knipowitschia caucasica, 5487 nucleotides. The record is from the annotation of a GenBank genome assembly. NCBI's taxonomy places the organism in Eukaryota, Metazoa, Chordata, Actinopteri, Gobiiformes, Gobiidae.
AUGUGUGGUUUGUGUGUGGGGGGGGGGGACAGGGGGGGUAGCGGGAGGGACUACCACUUCCUGUCUUCACCUGUCACCCUCCACCUCCUCCACCUCCUCCACCUCCACCACAGCCCUCCACCUCCACCACCUCCUCCACCUCCACCACAGCCCUCCACCUCCACCACCUCCACCACAGCCCUCCACCUCCUCCACCUCCACCACAGCCCUCUACCUCCUCCACCUCCACCACAGCCCUCCACCUCCUCCACCUCCACCACAGCCCUCCACCUCCUCUACCUCCACCACAGCCCUCUACCUCCUCCACCUCCACCACAGCCCUCCACCUCCUCCACCUCCACCACAGCCCUCCACCUCCACCAUAGCCCUCCACCUCCUCCACCUCCACCACAGCCCUCCACCUCCUCUACCUCCACCACAGCUCUCCACCUCCUCCACACCUCUCCACCUCCACCACAGCCCUCCACCUCCUCUACCUCCACCACAGCCCUCCACCUCCUCCACCUCCACCACAGCCCUCCACCUCCUCCACCUCCUCCACCUCCACCACAGCCCUCCACCUCCUCUACCUCCACCACAGCCCUCCACCUCCUCCACCUCCUCCACCUCCACCACAGCCCUCCACCUCCUCUACCUCCACCACAGCCCUCCACCUCCUCCACCUCCACCACAGCCCUCCACCUCCUCCACUUCCACCACAGCCCUCCACCUCCUCCACCUCCACCACAGCCCUCCACCUCCUCCACCUCCACCACAGCCCUCCACCACCUCCACGACAGCCCUCCACCUCCACCACAGCCCUCCACCUCCUCCACCUCCACCACAGCCCUCCACCUCCUCCACUUCCACCACAGCCCUCCACCUCCUCCACCUCCACCACAGCCCUCCACCUCCUCCACCUCCACCACAGCCCUCCACCUCCACGACAGCCCUCCACCACAGCCCUCCACCUCCUCCACCUCCACCAAACCCGCUCCACCUCCUCCACUUCCACCACAGCCCUCCACCUCCUCCACCUCCACCACAGCCCUCCACCUCCUCCACCUCCACCACAGCCCUCCACCUCCUCUACCUCCACCACAGCCCUCUACCUCCUCCACCUCCACCACAGCCCUCCACCUCCUCCACCUCCACCACAGCCCUCCACCUCCUCUACCUCCACCACAGCCCUCCACCUCCACCAUAGCCCUCCACCUCCUCCACCUCCACCACAGCCCUCCACCUCCUCCACCUCCACCACAGCCCUCCACCUCCUCCACCUCCACCACAGCCCUCCACCUCCUCUACCUCCACCACAGCCCUCUACCUCCUCCACCUCCACCACAGCCCUCCACCUCCACCACAGCCCUCCACCUCCACCAUAGCCCUCCACCUCCUCCACCUCCACCACAGCCCUCCACCUCCUCUACCUCCACCACAGCCCUCCACCUCCUCCACCUCCUCCACCUCCACCACAGCCCUCCACCUCCUCUACCUCCACCACAGCCCUCCACCUCCUCCACCUCCACCACAGCCCUCCACCUCCUCCACUUCCACCACAGCCCUCCACCUCCUCCACCUCCACCACAGCCCUCCACCACCUCCACGACAGCCAUCCACCUCCACCACAGCCCUCCUCCACCUCCACCACAGCCCUCCACCUCCUCCACUUCCACCACAGCCCUCCACCUCCACCACAGCCCUCCACCUCCUCCACCUCCACCACAGCCCUCCACCUCCACGACAGCCCUCCACCACAGCCCUCCACCUCCUCCACCUCCACCAAACCGCUCCCACCUCCUCCACUUCCACCACAGCCCUCCACCUCCUCCACCUCCACCACAGCCCUCCACCUCCUCUACCUCCACCACACAGCCCUCCACCUCCACCAUAGCCCUCCACCUCCUCCACCUCCACCACAGCCCUCCACCUCCUCUACCUCCACUACAGCCCUCCACCUCCUCCACCUCCACCACAGCCCUCCACCUCCUCUACCUCCACCACAGCCCUCCACCUCCUCCACCUCCACCACAGCCCUCCACCUCCUCCACUUCCACCACAGCCCUCCACCUCCUCCACCUCCACCACAGCCCUCCACCUCCUCCACCUCCACCACAGCCCUCCACCACCUCCACGACAGCCCUCCACCUCCACCACAGCCCUCCACCUCCUCCACCUCCACCACAGCCCUCCACCUCCUCCACUUCCACCACAGCCCUCCACCUCCUCCACCUCCACCACAGCCCUCCACCUCCUCCACCUCCACCACAGCCCUCCACCUCCUCCACCUCCACGACAGCCCUCCACCUCCACCACAGCCCUCCACCUCCUCCACCUCCACCAAAACCCGCUCCACCUCCUCCACUUCCACCACAGCCCUCCACCUCCUCCACCUCCACCACAGCCCUCCACCUCCACCACAGCCCUCCACCUCCUCCACCUCCUCCACCUGCUCCACCUCCACCACAGCCCUCCACCUCCUCCACCUCCACCACAGCCCUCCACCUCCUCCACCUCCACCACAGCCCUCCACCUGCUCCACCUCCACCACAGCCCUCCACCUCCUCCACCUCCACCACAGCCCUCCACCUCCUCCACCUCCACCACAGCCCUCCACCUCCACCACAGCCCUCCACCUCCUCUACCUCCACCACAGCCCUCCACCUCCUCUACCUCCACCACAGCCCUCCACCUCCUCUACCUCCACCACAGCCCUCCACCUCCACCACAGCCCUCCACCUCCUCUACCUCCACCACAGCCCUCCACCACCUCCACCUCCACCACAGCCCUCCACCUCCUGCACCUCCACCACAGCCCUCCACCUCCUCCACCUCCACCACAGCCCUCCACCUCCUCCACCUCCACGACAGCCCUCCACCUCCUCCACCUCCACCACAGCCCUCCACCUCCUCCACUUCCACCACAGCCCUCCACCUCCUCUACCUCCACCACAGCCCUCCACCUCCUCCACUUCCACCACAGCCCUCCACCUCCUCUACCUCCACCACAGCCCUCCACCUCCUCCACCUCCACCACAGCCCUCCACCUCCUCCACUUCCACCACAGCCCUCCACCUCCUCUACCUCCACCACAGCCCUCCACCUCCUCCACUUCCACCACAGCCCUCCACCUCCUCUACCUCCACCACAGCCCUCCACCUCCUCCACCUCCACCACAGCCCUCCACCUCCUCCACCUCCACCACAGCCCUCCACCUCCACCACAGCCCUCCACCUCCUCCACCUCCACCACAGCCCUCCACCUCCUCCACCUCCACCACAGCCCUCCACCUCCUCCACCUCCACCACAGCCCUCCACCUCCUCUACCUCCACCACAGCCCUCCACCUCCACCACAGCCCUCCACCUCCUCCACCUCCACCACAGCCCUCCACCUCCUCCACCUCCACCACAGCCCUCCACCUCCUCUACCUCCACCACAGCCCUCCACCUCCUCCACCUCCACCACAGCCCUCCACCUCCUCCACCUCCACCACAGCCCUCCACCUCCUCUACCUCCACCACAGCCCUCCACGUCCUCCACCACCACCACAGCCCUCCACCUCCUCCACCUCCACCACAGCCCUCCACCUCCUCUACCUCCACCACAGCCCUCCACCACAGCCCUCCACCUCCUCCACCUCCACCACAGCCCUCCACCUCCUCUACCUCCACCACAGCCCUCCACCUCCUCCACCACAGCCCUCCACCUUCUACCUCCACCACAGCCCUCCACCUCCUCCACCUCCACCACAGCCCUCCACCUCCUGUACCUCCACCACAGCCCUCCUCCACCUCCACCACAGCCCUCCACCUCUUCUACCUCCACCACAGCCCUCCACCUCCUCUACCUCCACCACAGCCCUCCACGUCCUCCACCACCACCACAGCCCUCCACCUCCUCCACCUCCACCACAGCCCUCCACCUCCUCUACCUCCACCACAGCCCUCCACCUCCUCCACCUCCACCACAGCCCUCCACCUCCUCCACCUCCACCACAGCCCUCCACCUUCUGUACCUCCACCACAGCCCUCCUCCACCUCCACCACAGCCGUCCACCUCCUCCACCUCCACCACAGCCCUCCACCUCCUCUACCUCCACCACAGCCCUCCACCUCCUCUACCCCCACCACAGCCCUCCACCUCCACCACAGCCCUCCACCUCCUCUACCUCCACCACAGCCCUCCACCUCCUCCACCUCCACCUCCUCUACCUCCACCACAGCCCUCCACCUCCUCCACCUCCACCACAGCCCUCCACCUCCUCUACCUCCACCACAGCCCUCCACCUCCUCUACCUCCACCACAGCUCUCCACCUCCUCUACCUCCACCACAGCCCUCCACCUCCUCUACCUCCACCACAGCCCUCCACCUCCUCUACCUCCACCACAGCCCUCCACCUCCUCUACCUCCACCACAGCCCUCCACCUCCUCUACCUCCACCACAGCCCUCCACCGCCUCCACCUCCACCACAGCCCUCCACCUCCUCUACCUCCACCACAGCCCUCCAUAUCCUCCACCUCCACCACAGCCCUCCACCUCCUCUACCUCCACCACAGCCCUCCACCUCCUCCACCUCCACCACAGCCCUCCACCUCCCAUACCUCCACCACAGCCCUCCACCUCCACCACAGCCCUCCAUAUCCUCCACCUCCACCACAGCCCUCCACCUCCUCUACCUCCACCACAGCCCUCCACCUCCACCACAACCCUCCACCUCCUCUACCUCCACCACAGCCCUCCACCUCCUCCACGUCUACCACAGCCCUCCACCUCCUCCACCUCCACCACAGCCCUCCACCUCCUCCACCUCCACCACAGCCCUCCACCUUCUCUACCUCCACCACAGCCCUCCACCUCCUCCACCUCCACCACAGCCCUCCACCGCCUCUACCUCCACCACAGUCCUCCACCUCCUCUACCUCCACCACAGCCCUCCACCUCCACCACAGCCCUCCACCUCCUCUACCUCCACCACAGCCCUCCACCUCCUCUACCUCCACCACAGCCCUCCACCUCCUCCACCUCCACCACAGCCCUCCACCUUCUCUACCUCCACCACAGCCCUCCACCUCCUCCACCUCCACCACAGCCCUCCAUCUCCUCCACCUCCACCACAGCCCUCCACCUCCUCUACCUCCACCACGGCCCUCCACCUCCUCCACCUCCACCACAGCCCUCCACCUCCUCCACCUCCACCACAGCCCUCCACCUCCACCACAGCCCUCCACCUCCUCUACCUCCACCACAGCCUUCCACCUCCACCACAGCCCUCCACCUCCUCUACCUCCACCACAGCCCUCCACCUCCUCCACCUCCACCACAGCCCUCCACCUCCUCUACCUCCACCACAGCCCUCCACCUCCUCCACCUCCACCACAGCCCUCCACCUCCUCUACCUCCACCACAGCCCUCCACCUCCUCCACCUCCACCACAGCCCUCCACCUCCACCACAACCCUCCGCCUUCACCUCCACCUUUAUCUGCAGCCGAGAGCCCUCACAUGA